CGCUUAAUUGCUAAAUUACCCGAGUGUCUGGUGACAAACGUCAAACAAUCCAUCCGAGACCAAAAAAAAUAACCAUGAAACAACCACCCGCCCUUAACGCGAGCUGUUUUUUUCCUUUCUUCUUUAUUCCUAUUUUUUCAUCUAUUUAUUUUGGCAUUUUUCAAUAGAGAAUUCGUGCGACUAUGAUGGAUUCAACAGCAGAUGGUCGCUUAACAGGUCUCGAUAAUUUUUGGCUGCAGGUGGAGCAUUCACGUCGAUUGAUGACUGUAUCGAGUACGUGGACUUUUAAGCAACCCUUGGAUUCGUCGUUGGUACAUCAAUCACUCGUCAAGCUCUGUGAUAUGUAUCCUCGAUUUAAAAUGGUGCCUAUGCAUGGCACAGCCUUUCGAACCGCUGUAUGGAAAAUCGCGCCCGGUUGGCGUCCAGAAAUGAACGUCGUCCAUCACACGCUGAGUGAACCAACAGAAACCGCCUUGAAAAAAUAUAUCGCUGCAGAGACGGUCAAGGCGUUCCAAUACAAUAAGCCUUUAUGGGAGUUGCACGCCAUCUCGGGACUUGAAAAUAAUCAAUGCGCGUUCUUCUGGAAAGCCCAUCAUUGCAUGUCCGAUGGUCAAGGGUUUAUUCAGAGUCUAUUGACGACCACGUCUUUGGGUGAAGCCAUUUUCAGUUCACCUUCGGCUUUUCGCAAAAAGACACCUCAAGACUCACCGAGGGACGACGACAGUAAAACCAGAAAGUACCGUCCAAGCUUCAAGCAACGCUUACCUUCAUCGUACGAUCCAAAGACGCUUCUGUUCAUAUUCGUCGGCUGGGCUCAGGCACUUCUCGCUUGGACUUGGUGGGCUUCAAAGCAACUGCAACUGCUUUUCCAUAUACUAUCCCACGAUUUACGCGUAUUUCUCGUCUGCUUAUUUCCCUUUCAAAAGCGCGACCUUUCCUACCCGGCUUUACAAAGCUAUGAAAAGGAAAUUUCCUGGUCCAAUACGAUUUCUCUUCGCGACAUCAACUAUGUCCGCAAAGCGUUUGGCGGCACCCUGAAUGACAUUAUGAUUGUGGUGAUUACGCGAUGUAUCAAGCACUACUUGGAAGAACUAGGAGCGCGACAUGAUGAUUACGCCAAGCUUCUCAUUCCCAUAUCGAUGCGUGCAGCAAAUGAUUGGAGAUUCCAGAAUAUUGUGAGCGGUACGUGGGGAUGGUUUUCCAUGGGGGAACUCGAUACAAAAACAUUGGUGCGUCAAGUGCAGCAAGAGAUGCAGGCCAUCAAGGCUUCUUGUAUGCCGCGGUUUUUGUAUACCAUCAUUUGCCAAAAGUUACUCAAGAUGUUUCCGGGCGUGUUACCACCUAUGCCAAUUGUCAAUCUGUAUGCAGCUGUUCCGCACGGCGUGUUCACCAAUAUACCCGGACCUCUGGAACCGGUUAGUUUUGGUGGACAAGAAAUCCAGUCCUACCAUGUCUUGCCGCCUCAGUCAGGUAAAGGCACACUGGCCAUUGGUCUUGUAUCGUAUUGCGGCAAAGUCAGCAUUACAGUGCUCGCCGAUGUGAAUACGAAGUAUCCCCAACUUACGGAAAAGUUGUGUCAACGUUUCACCAAGGAAUUCGACUUUCUUUUAAGCGAAGCUUCUAUGGAACUUUCGCGUACCCCUUCCGUAACGUCUGCUCCUUGGAACUAAAUAAAUAUAAAAGAAAAAAUUCCCCAUUCUGUGUGCCCCUUUUGAAAAGUGAGAUCGGAAAAAAUUCCGGAACCAUUUUCUCUCCAUGCAAGGAGGACUACGUGUUCAAAUCGGCCGAGCAUGAGACAA
Messenger RNA from Radiomyces spectabilis, 1799 nucleotides. RefSeq lists its product as uncharacterized. The record is from RefSeq and is a predicted model, not a curated record. The transcript is spliced from 3 exons. Gene Ontology annotation, molecular function: long-chain-alcohol O-fatty-acyltransferase activity; diacylglycerol O-acyltransferase activity. Lineage: Eukaryota; Fungi; Mucoromycota; Mucoromycetes; Mucorales; Radiomycetaceae. Gene Ontology annotation, cellular component: plasma membrane. Bases 183 to 1670 code for a protein of 495 amino acids. Gene Ontology annotation, biological process: triglyceride biosynthetic process.